CUAUAUAUAAAUGUCUAUGCACUCUGUAUCUUCACAAAAACAAAAGGAGAAGCAAGAGAGCAAUGAAGACUUCCAUGAGCAUCAUCAUCGUCUUCUUUGUAACCUUCUUGGUUAUCUCUGCUUCUUCCUUGAACCCUGAGGAAACUUGCAUUCAAAGAGACAUCGACAGGUCGCAACCUCCAAGCUUUUCACUCGAACCCAAGAAGUCUAUGAUGGACACGUUGUGCAGAGACAUGGCUCGUUUCGUCAUGUUCUCUGUGAGGAUAACCGGAAAAUUCCCAUCUCGCUAUGUUAAGGCGAUGUGUAAUGUCUUUGGAAAUGAUGAGAAGAAAGUGAAGGAGUACGUUUUGAAGAGAUGGUUGGGAGGUUCGAAGUUCGUGUCUAGUUUAUCUUGUUCUUUUCAUUGAUAUAUGAUGUUCUUGUGCUUUGACCAAAAAAAGAAAAUAAAAAAAAAUUGAU
This is a messenger RNA of Camelina sativa (false flax), 459 nucleotides long. RefSeq lists its product as uncharacterized. The record is from RefSeq and is a predicted model, not a curated record. NCBI's taxonomy places the organism in Eukaryota, Viridiplantae, Streptophyta, Magnoliopsida, Brassicales, Brassicaceae.